Molecule: messenger RNA, 929 nt
Organism: Ochotona princeps (American pika)
Lineage: Eukaryota; Metazoa; Chordata; Mammalia; Lagomorpha; Ochotonidae
Gene: RND2
Product: Rho family GTPase 2
Exons: 5
Coding region: 135-827 (230 amino acids)
Biological process (GO): small GTPase-mediated signal transduction
Molecular function (GO): GTPase activity; GTP binding
Source: RefSeq, a predicted model, not a curated record
GCGGGGCUGGGGGCCGCGGCCCCGGGCGGGGGCUCGGCGCGGGCCCGCGAGAUGCCGGUGUCGGCGGCCCGAGCGGCUGCAGCUGCAGCGGCGGCAGAAGCGGCGCGGGGGGCCGCCGGCGCGUAGCCGGGACCAUGGAGGGGCAGAGCGGCCGCUGCAAGAUCGUGGUGGUGGGGGACGCGGAGUGCGGCAAGACGGCGCUGCUGCAGGUGUUCGCCAAGGACGCCUACCCCGGGAGUUACGUCCCCACCGUGUUCGAGAACUACACGGCAAGCUUUGAGAUCGACAAGCGCCGUAUUGAGCUCAACAUGUGGGAUACUUCAGGCUCUUCUUACUAUGACAAUGUCCGGCCUCUGGCCUAUCCCGACUCCGACGCUGUGCUCAUCUGCUUUGACAUCAGCCGACCGGAAACACUGGACAGCGUCCUCAAGAAGUGGCAGGGAGAGACACAGGAGUUUUGCCCCAACGCCAAGGUUGUGCUGGUUGGCUGUAAACUGGACAUGCGGACCGACCUGGCUACGCUGAGGGAGCUGUCCAAGCAGAGGCUUAUCCCCGUUACACAUGAGCAGGGCACGGUGCUGGCCAAGCAGGUGGGGGCCGUGUCCUAUGUGGAGUGCUCUUCCCGGUCCUCAGAGCGCAGCGUCAGGGAUGUCUUCCACGUGGCCACAGUGGCUUCCCUUGGCCGUGGCCACAGGCAGCUGCGCCGCACCGACUCACGCAGGGGACUGCAGCGAUCCGCACAGCUGUCAGGACGGCCAGACCGGCCAGACCGAGGGAACGAAGGCGAGAUACACAAGGAUCGAGCCAAGAGCUGCAACCUCAUGUGAGGGGCUGCGGGGUUGGGGUCGGGGAGUGCAGAGUGAGGAGAGGCAUGGGCAAGGUAUCCAAGGGUUCCCCGACUUUCUUGCCCGCCUCCUGAGCGCUGCUGA